Messenger RNA from Conger conger (European conger), 4494 nucleotides. RefSeq names its product CCR4-NOT transcription complex subunit 4-like. Gene Ontology annotation, molecular function: ubiquitin-protein transferase activity; RNA binding; metal ion binding. Gene Ontology annotation, biological process: protein ubiquitination. NCBI's taxonomy places the organism in Eukaryota, Metazoa, Chordata, Actinopteri, Anguilliformes, Congridae. The record is from RefSeq and is a predicted model, not a curated record. Gene Ontology annotation, cellular component: CCR4-NOT complex.
GUUUCAAUGUAAAAUGGUGGUUAGAAGGUACUGCUGCUAAAUACACAGAGGCAAAAAGAAAAAAGACAAACCAUUCUUAGAGCAAACCAAUUCAGAGCUUAAAAAUAAACAUAGGGCGAAUUCAAGGUGUCACCUUACACACACCUGGACAGUUUAGAAAGAUAACCAGUCCCCUCCCCAUUUGGUGUGACUAUCCCGUGGGAAAGGAAUACCAGCAAUAGAGACAGGACGGAGGCUGGAUCGCUGGCGUAGGAUGUCCCGGACCCCGGAGCAGAAGGACGACUCCAUGGAGUGCCCCCUGUGCAUGGAGCCGCUGGAGAUCGACGAUGUGCACUUCUUCCCCUGCACCUGCGGCUACCAGAUCUGCCGCUUCUGCUGGCACCGCAUCCGCACCGACGAGAACGGGCUCUGCCCCGCCUGCAGGAAGCCCUACCCAGAAGACCCGGCGGUGUACGAGCCCCUGUCCCCAGAGGAGCUGCAGCGGAUAAAGAACGAGAAGAAGCAGAAACAGAAUGAGCGCAAGCAGAAGCUGACGGAGAACAGGAAGCACCUGGGCAGCGUGCGCGUGGUGCAGAGGAACCUGGUGUUCGUGGUGGGGCUGUCCCAGAGACUGGCCGACCCAGAGGUUCUGAAGAGGCCGGAGUACUUCGGGAAGUUUGGGAAGAUCCAUAAAGUUGUCAUCAACAACAGCACUUCAUACGCGGGCUCGCAGGGUCCCAGCGCCAGUGCCUAUGUCACCUACCUUCGGUCAGAGGACGCGCUCCGAGCCAUACAGUGUGUCAACAACGUGGUGGUGGACGGCAGGACACUAAAGGCUUCUUUAGGAACAACAAAAUACUGCAGCUACUUCCUGAAGAGCAUGCAGUGCCCCAAACCCGACUGCAUGUACCUGCACGAGCUGGGCGACGAGGCAGCCAGCUUCACCAAGGAGGAGAUGCAGGCCGCAAAGCACCAGGAGUAUGAGCAGAAGCUGCUGCAGGAGCUCUACAAGAUGAACCCCGCCUUCCUGCAGACUGCGUCCGCGGGGGGCGACAAGGCCAAGGGCAAAUCUUGCUCUUCACAGAGACCCAACAGCAACAGUAAGGAGGCGUGGCCGUCGUUACUGACGGGUAAAACGGCCAAUGGGCUGUGCCCGGACCACCGGAAGAGCCCCCCUCUGUUGGACGGCAGCUCGGACUCAGACCACCUGACUCCGGACGGACCCGAGUCGGACCUGGGGCCCUUCUCCACGACCUGCGACCUCUCCAGCCCCAGCGACAGACCCCCGGAGUCACUCAGUAUAGGGAACGGGGAAACGUUACCACAGAUGGCGGACAGCCCGCCCCCUUCGUCCCCCCCUGGGCUGGCCGCCCCCAGCCUGGGGGUCCCGCUGGGCCUGGGGGUCCCGCUGGGGCUGGCUGACCUCACGGCCCGCUCCCCCUUCGAGGGGGCCGCGUCCGAAUCGCAGUCGCUCUUCUCCGACAACAGCAACUUCCGGCACCCCAACCCCCUGCCCAGCGGCCUGGCGCCCUUCCCCUCCGCCCCCCAGGGCCACCCCGACUGGCCCACCGCCCCCGAGCCCCAGAGCCUGUUCACCUCCGACUCGAUCCCGGUCUCGUCCUCCACCGACUGGCAGGCUGCGUUUGGGUUCGGGUCGUCCCAGCAGACGGAGGACGAUCUCGGGUUCGACCCGUUUGACGUGACGCGUCAGGCGCUGGCAGACCUGAUCGAGAAGGAGCUGACGGUGCAGGACCCGGGCCUGGGGCUCCACCACGGGCCCCCGCUCAACGGGCCAAUGAACGGGCCCCGCCCCAAGCCCGGCCCCGCCCUCUUCCCGCCGGGCCCCGCCCCCCCGCAGCGGAUGACCCAGCUGCAGCACCGCGCCCUGUUCGGCUCGCUCAGCUUCCCCGCCCACCCGCACGCCCACGCCCACGGCCACGGCCACGCCCACCCGCACGCCCAGGCCCGCCCCCCCUGGGCCGCCACGCCCCUCCUGCACCUCAACCACAUGACCCACGGCCACGCCUCCUCCGCCAGCGGCUUCCUGGAGCUCAGCCUCCCGCCCCACCACAGCACUGGGCUGGGGGGCAUUCCCAUCACAGAAAGCAGCUCUUCAGCAGAGAGUAUAAAUGUGAAAGAAUGGCAGGAUGGCCUCAGAGCGCUCUUGCCCAACAUCAACAUCAACUUCGGCGGUUUGCCCAACUCCUCCUCCUCCUCCUCGUCCUCGUCCUCCUCCUCCAGUGUGAACCACGCCGGGGCCCCGGGGCCCCCAGGGGCCCUCUCGCACAGCCUGAGCUGGGACAGCACGGCCAGCUGGAUGGACCCUGCCAUCAUCACAGGUAUCCCAGCAUCCUCAGCCAACAGCCUGGACUCCCUGCACGAGGACUCCAACCCGCCGCACUGGCUGAAGUCGCUGCAGGCCCUGACGGAGAUGGAGGCGCCGGGGGCCGCAGGGCCCCCCCCGGGGCACCCCCACGCCCACGCCCACCCCCACACGCACAUCCCCCCGCCCCUGCACAGACCCAGCUGGGCGCCCUACGCCCAGCCCCCGCCCGCCUCCGUCAGCCACUUCCACUCCCCCCCGCCAGGCUUCCAGCCCGCCUUCAGAGCCCCCGGUCACGUGCCCCCCGCCCCCACGGACCUGCUACAGAGUGCCGCCAUGGAGCGCCACUAGGGGGGGGGGAGGGGGGGCUGUGAGCCGGGCCCCAAACCACAGACACAACAUCCAAUCAGAUCACACAGACUAUUAACACAAUAAUAACAAGAUUAUAUAUCAUUUUUUUUCCUCCUUAUCUUAUGUUUUUUUUUUUUUUUUUUUUUUGGACUAUCCCAGCUUCACUCCCCCCUCCGCCCCCCCCUCUGGAACGCCACUCAGUCCCCUGUCACUCCUCUUAACGAUGCGUUUCCUCUGGGCGCCGUGAGGAGCGGGAGAUAAAAACAGGAAGUCUGUGCUUAAUUUUAAUCAUAGCUCAGCGUGACGGGGAAGAACACCUUCAUAUUUGAUAUUUCUGAAAGCCAUUGAGUAGGACCAGAGAGAAGACGUGUAGAAUGGGGAAAAGGGUUUGGCGUCUUGAGUAGAUGCACUAAAACAGAGUAUAUGUAAUUAUGGGGUUUAUAUGUAAUCAAGACGGAAAGAGAAACUAGUAACAAGACUUGCUGCCUUUAUAAAGAUAUGCCAAAAAUCGCUCUUUAGCACCCCCUACCUGUCUUGGGUAGAACUGCUCCCCGCCAGCUCAAAGUGCCAAAUAGAGAUUUGGGUGCAGGUCCUGGAAUAUGAGCUUUGUAUUCUUUGACUGAGGGCACUGUGCUUUAUUAAAUGUCAGUUUUUACCAGAUGACUGGGUUUUGGCUGCAGGCAUCUCUCGCUGCCCUUGGGUAUUUGUGACACUCUUGAACUUGCUGGUUCUUCUCCAGCGCUGGCACAGGGGGUAGGUGGGGUGCAGGGGGUAGGUGGGGGGGGGCAGGGAGGGGUGUUUAAAAGCUGUGCCCCCCCCCCCCUCUCUGAGCUGUACCUCUAACUCUGGGGCGGGGGCUGCCUGUAGCGACAGCCUUACCCCCCCUCCCCUCUUCGCUAGGAUGAGCCGCGGAACCUCUGUAUCAGAGGGGCCCGGGGCAGGGGGGAAGGGUUUGCGGGGCGCGCGAUCCCAGAGGGGACGGCACACGUUAGGCACGCGGUCGAGUACAGGGGCGCGGUCUGCGCCCGAAAAGCCCCCAGCGCGCGGGGCGGCUGCUGUUGCCUCGCUCGUAGAGUGCGACGCCAAGACCGACGGCCAAUCAGCUUCUCCCUUUGGGAGGUUCUCAGCGACGGGCCCCUCCGCCCCCGAGUGACACGCGCCCCUUUUCCCGAAAACGAGAGGCGCGAGGUGGCAGAGUCUACCGCACACACAGCGUUCACCUCUUCCAGCGUCCAGCUCCACUCUGCUCGUUGAAUGUCUUUCUUCGCAAGUGCCGCAAAAGCAGUUACUGGCGUUCGCAGGGGAAGGGCGGCGGCUUUCGUCCAUUUGGGAAUAGACGCAUCAGUGUUCAAUUAGGAAAAUUUAAAAUUGUGGUUUGAUCGGUUCAAAUCAAUCAUUUGUUUGAAACAGAGAUAUUCAAUUAGGUUGUUUUUUUAAGUUUUUUUUUUUUUAAUGUUGGGCUACUUGAUUAUAGUUGGCAUUUAGGGUUUCCUUGUCUUCAGCACCAGAGCUGUAGGCAUCCAAGUGCAUGCUGGGAUAGCAGCUCCACCCGGUCACCCAGAGCUUAAACUGGGGCCUUUUACGGUCAUGUUUUUUUUUUUUUUUUUUUUCUUUCCCCAUCUUUCUUUUCAUUUAAUGGUCUUAAUUCAUCAUCCGCUGCGUAGGCAAUCGCUCAGCACUCAUCAGUAUUCAAGAGAAGAAAACGUACCUACCGGCGCAGUUAACCCUGGUUUAUACACCAUGCUAAAAAUACAAAGUUAAAAUGAAGAGCUGAAGGAAUUGUACUUCCCUCUGCAGGUCUGGAAAGGAACUAAAUCUUAAAUAAAAGAGAAAACACUUGA